Molecule: messenger RNA, 954 nt
Organism: Corylus avellana
Lineage: Eukaryota; Viridiplantae; Streptophyta; Magnoliopsida; Fagales; Betulaceae
Product: ER lumen protein-retaining receptor
Biological process (GO): protein retention in ER lumen
Cellular component (GO): membrane
Molecular function (GO): ER lumen protein retrieval receptor activity
Source: RefSeq, a predicted model, not a curated record
CGAGCGAAAAAAGUCUCUCUGUGUUGCUGGAUCAAUCAGAGAUCUGAGAAAGUCACGUACAAAAUUUUCCGAGAGAGCGCAUUUUUCCCUUGAUCCAAACGCACGCUAUAUAAUUUAGCAAAAAAGAGAGGGAGAGAGGGGGAAAAGAGAAAGAUGAAUUUAUUCAGAUUAGCUGGGGACAUGACCCAUUUGGCAAGCGUCAUCGUUUUGCUCCUCAAGAUCCACACCAUCAAAUCCUGCGCUGGAAUUUCCUUGAAGACGCAAGAACUCUACGCUCUUGUUUUUGCUGCGCGCUAUUUGGAUAUAUGCACCCAUUUCAUCUCACUUUAUAAUACCAUAAUGAAGUUAAUAUUCUUGGGGAGCUCUUUCUCGAUCGUUUGGUAUAUAAGACGCCACAAAAUAGUACGCAGAUCCUAUGAUAAGGACCAAGACACUUUUCGGCAUGUUUUCCUCGUGUUACCUUGCUUGCUUUUGGCAUUACUUAUACACGAUAAAUUCACCUUUAGAGAGGUACUGUGGACUUUUUCGCUAUAUUUGGAGGCAGUUGCUAUAGUGCCCCAGCUGCUAUUGUUGCAAAGGACAAGAAAUAUUGACAACCUGACUGGACAAUAUGUUUUCCUACUUGGUGCGUAUCGAGCAUUGUAUAUAUUGAACUGGAUGUAUCGCUACUUUACUGAGGACAAUCAUGUCCAAUGGAUAACUUGGAUAUCAGGGCUUAUCCAGACGCUGCUCUAUGCCGAUUUUUUCUACUAUUACUUUCAGAGCUGGAAGAACAAUGAGAAACUCCAGUUACCAGCUUGAUCAUCUUUGACCAUGGUGGUUAGGCUUAGGUUGCCGUUAGCAUACAUGAAUAUGUAAUAACCUAGCUACUUACAUACCCAACAAAAAAAAAAAAAAAUGUAAUAGCAUAUAUUUGAUUCUUAUAUAUAUAUAUAUUUUUUUUCAUGUGCUUCA